CUGUAGGUGUAGCCCGUGCACUUAUUCACGCGCUGUUCACCUCGGGCAACUUCUCUCCUACCCUGUUUAAACCCCAGAUGACGUGACGUACCGGAAUCCACGGGCAGAAGACAAACAGCACGAGAGCGCCCCUUAACCAGAACAUAUGAGGCAUUUCCAUGUGGAGCGACUCGGCUGAGUUUGCGCGGAGAAAGCUGAAUUUGGCGCUCGCGCUUUAAUCGCUCGAGCCCUCGACAUGUUCACGCGCGGCUCCAAAAAGCGCCGCUCGAAUCGCGCGGAGGAAGAUCCCGACAGAGGGCAGCCCUGCAUGCGAUGUGGAGAACAGUGUCCUGGUUUACGCAUGCACGGCUGGAGGAAGAUCUGCGUGCACUGCAAGUGUGUGCGUGAGGAGCAUGCGGUGCGCUCGGUGCCCGGACAGCUGGAGAAGAUGAUGAUGAAGCUGGUGUCCGACUUCCAGAGGCACUCCAUCUCGGACGAUGACUCGGGAUGCGCCUCGGAGGAGUAUGCCUGGGUGCCUCCUGGGGUCAAACCCGAGCAGGUAUAUCAGUACUUCGGCUGUAUUCCCGAGGACAAGAUCCCUUACGUGAACAGCCCCGGAGAAAGAUAUCGCAUUAAACAGCUUCUCCAUCAGCUCCCAGCACAUGACAGUGAGCCGCAGUACUGUAAUUCUCUGGAUGAGGAGGAGAAAAAGGAGCUGCGGUUGUUCAGUCAGCAGAGGAAGAGGGAGAACCUUGGGCGGGGAAUCGUCCGCCUCUUUCCUGUCACCAUGACCGGCGCCAUCUGCCAACAGUGUGGGAGGCAGAUUUACGGAGGAGAUAUAGCCGUGUUCGCCUCGCGUGCGGGUCAUGGCGCCUGCUGGCACCCUCAGUGCUUCCAGUGCGCCACCUGCUCCGAGCUGCUAGUCGACCUCAUCUACUUCUACCAGGACGGCCAUAUCUACUGCGGGCGUCACCACGCCGAGCGCAUCAAACCCCGCUGUCAGGCCUGUGAUGAGAUCAUUCUGGCGGACGAAUGCACGGAGGCGGAGGGACGACACUGGCACAUGAGGCACUUCUGCUGCUUCGAGUGUGAGGCGGCGCUCGGUGGUCAGCGCUACAUCAUGAGAGAGAGCCGGCCGUACUGCUGUACCUGCUACGAGUCGCUGUACGCCGAGUACUGCGACACCUGCGGGGAGCACAUCGGUAUAGACCAGGGGCAGAUGACGUACGAGGGGCAGCACUGGCAUGCGUCCGAGGUGUGUUUUUGCUGCGCCCGCUGUCGGCUGCCCCUGCUAGGCAGACCUUUCCUCCCCCGCGGUGGGCUCAUCUUCUGUUCCCGAUCCUGCUCUCUAGGGGAAGACCCCAAUAACUCGGACUCCUGCGACUCGGCCCUGCAGUGCAAAUCGACCUCGCACAAACUCAUACAAGAACGCGAUCCACCUCUGCGGCCACCAGAGGGCAGCAACAUCACCACUGGAACUGUUAAACAUUCUCCUGUCACCACAUCAACCCCUCUGUCAGAAAGCAGAGGUGUGCACACAUCCUUUUUCCACGUACAAAAUGGCAGCCCGUCGCCUCCACCUCCACCUCCACCAUAUGGACAAAUUCAGCCUCAAAGCCCACACGCUCCUACCUUAUGCAACGUGUGGGGGCCGCUGCCAAACGGAGACCACUCAAACAUGGACACACACUCGGGGCUAGAGUACACAGUGGAGCUGAACGGAUACGCAGAAUUCGGGUCCUUCCCACCCAGCUGUACUUCCAGAGGAACCUCGACAGCAAACGACACUGCGGGACAGGAGAGCGGCUCGGGAAUUCUGUCUCAUUCCCACCCUUCGCCAGAAGUUGACGCGGCAGAAGACGCAGACUUUUUCCCACCACCUCCACCCCCUGUCUUUAUCGGCCCUGAUGAUCUACCGAUCCUGACGCCGUCCGAUGAGCCCCACCCCUCUCCGCCUCCAGCCCAGUUCGGGCGGAGCAGCACAGCCAGGGUCAGCUUCAGGGAGCCGAUCAGCUCCAGCUAUUCUGUAGAGGAGGACGAUGAGGUGGAGGAGGAUGAUGCGGUUGAAAUUGGGAGGAAAGACAAAGAUGAGGUAGAGCAGGAAGACGAGGAAGACGAAGCCGAUGGAAGUUUUCGACACAAACUGCACCAUCGAGGAGGAAUGCCUCCUCGGAUGGACCUUUUGGACGGUGCGUAUCGUCGCAGUUUUCGCCAAGGGUGCACAAGCCCGCCUGGGCGCAGCCGUCUGGUCUCAGACUCCCCCCUCCACCUGGGCACCGAGAAACACUUCCGGCGCGACAGACCUCGCCUGGAUUCUCUGGAGUGGAGGGGAGGAGAACGAGAGCACGCCUCACGCCCACCAUCCAUCAUCUCGCCUGGAGACGGAAGGUCCGGCCUGACGCUCCACUCCACCCGCUACAAACACGAGGACUCCUGCUCGACCUGCUCGUCCUCCUCCGACUCCGAAGAAGAGGGCUUCUUCCUCGGCCAGCGCAUCCCUCUGCCUCCUCAGUUGUCGGGGGAGAGGGAGAGGGAAGGAGAGAGAGCAGAGACGGAGGGCAAAAGCAAGCGCAGGAGUCUGAGGAGGAGGAGACGGAGGACAGAAAGUCUCAGUGCGAAGGACAAAGACAAGGACAAAAACUGCAUAUUGUCUUGAGAGAAAGAGCGAUGGAGGAAUUUCAACUUUGUACUGAUUUUCAGGAAAUGUUUUAGAGGGUUUACCUAGGUGAAUAAGGAAGCAGCGUCAAAGACUGAUCUGUGGUCAGGGUUUAAAGCUCAUGACUUUCCUGCUUAAACACUACUAGUUAUACAGAUGUUACACCAACACUUAGACUUACGUCACUUACCCCUGUCGUCAAGAGUUGUUUUUUCGGGUGCUACAAGGCAAAUGUAAGAGGCGGCGUCCAAUGGUCUGUGAAUUGCAUAGUGUGGCAAUUUGUGUAUCGACUCCAAAAUCCUUUUUUUUUACCACUCAUCGUAUAUACCACUUUAUCCUGUAUACAGGGUUGUGGGGGGGCCUGGAGCCUAUCCCGAGGCAGGGUUUACCCUGAACAGGGCGCACACACACACACACACACACACACACACACACACACACGCCUAAUCUGCAUGUUUUCCUCCACUGCAACGGAUCAGACUUGUUUUACCAAACAGAUCUGGGGAGUUUGGAGGCCGGUACAACAGUGAAUUCUUUGCCUGAUAACCAGUGUUAUUAGUGUUAUUAGUGUUGUUAGUGUUAGGGCUGAUCGGUGUAUAUCCAGAUCUUUAUCAGGACACGGAAGUGUUAGCUAGAUCUUGAUCACAGCAUGUCUAAGUUUGUGUAACAUUUAAAAAAAAAAAAAAAAGACAGGUUGUCAAGUAAGAUUUUACCUGAGAUGGACUUCCAUUAUUGGUUUGAUUUAUAAGGUUUACCAAAAGCUUGUGUCUUCUGCCAAAAUGGUGUGUUUGAGCAGGAAAAUCUUAAGACACACUGUACUCUAAUAUGCGAGAGUUCAAGAAAAUGCUAUGGCACUGUAAUCAUCUGAAAAAAGGUCGCAGAAGGGCCUGGAGCUUAUCCCACUUAGGGCACUCUGGGCCAAUCCAUUGCAGGACAUGCACACGAAAAUACACAUAUAAUGGGCAUUUUGGGAGCGCCAGUUGACCUAAUCUUUAUGUCUUUUGACUGUGAAAGGAAACCCGCCUACCCGGAGGAAACCCGAAGUGAGGUGGGAAUCGAACCUGGACCCUGUAGGUGCAAGGCGACGAUGCUAAUCACUAAGCCACCAUGACGCAAAUACAUGAAAUGUUUCAUUGGAGCACUUUGUUCAUUUUUACCCACAGAUAUUCAAAAAUAA
Messenger RNA from Clarias gariepinus (North African catfish), 3812 nucleotides. It is a transcript of the gene prickle3, whose product is annotated as prickle homolog 3. The transcript has 11 exons. Gene Ontology annotation, molecular function: zinc ion binding. NCBI's taxonomy places the organism in Eukaryota, Metazoa, Chordata, Actinopteri, Siluriformes, Clariidae. The coding region runs from base 236 to 2635 and encodes 799 amino acids. The record is from RefSeq and is a predicted model, not a curated record.